UAGUUCCUUUUCCAUAAGUUACAUGUCUACUGUCUACUAUAUAUACGCGCAUCGCAGAUCAAAAGAUCGGGGCAUUUAACUUUAUCUCGAAUAAACAGCCGUGUGAAAAGCAUUAGAAAAAUGAGAAAGGUGAAAUAGAGAGGUGCGAUUUCUGUAACAGUGUAUAACAUCCGGUGAUUUUAUCCCGGCGAUUCCAAUCGGACCCAAUACGCAAUCGACAUGAACUCGCUGCUUGAAACAAUUCAGCUCGUAUCUUGCUGCUUGAUAUAAGUUUUCUUUACGACGCGAUGAUUAUUACUGCAACGGCGAUGAUUUCCGUCGAUCGUUCGGAGUACAGGUUCACAUAAGUUUUAUCGGGAAUUGACUGUGACGAACUUGCACGAAGGAUCACAAGGGAUGCGUUUAGCAUGCAACAUGCUCUAAACGCUCUGAAAUAAUUGGAACGAAUAAUUGGAAUUCCACGUUUGCCAAUGUUUCUAUACCCGUCGUACGUUGUCCCAGAAUGGUGUUGAGUCGUAACGAUAAGAGAAAGAGGAAGGAAGGAGAUUUGGUAGAUCUCAUGGAGCCACUUGCAGAAUCUCCGAAAAGGACCAAAGUUCAUGCACAAAGGAAAUUUGCGCAGGGUGCGACCACAGUGUUCAAUACAUCGCCUACGCCUGUCAAGGAUAAGGAAAAAGCUAAACCUGCCACGAUUACAGAAUUGAUAACGCACAAACGUCCAAAUACUGAAGACUUUUUAACAUUUUUGUGCUUCAGAGGAACAUCUAUUUUACCACCUAGUUUAAAUUUCUUCAAUAUUGGCAAUAAAAAGGAAAAAGAGAGUCCUCGGAAGCCAGCUCGAAUUUCUACAGAAAAAACGUCGUCUACUAAUACAGUCCCAGUGAUUCAGAAGCAAGAAAAUACAUGCCAAAAAAAUGUGACUAAAGUAAAACCUAUUGUUUCGAAUAAGAAAAAGGUGGUUAGUACAUUACACAAAAACAUUACCAAGCUUAAAACGACUACAUCCACGGUUCAAGCACUUAAAAAGAAGUACCAGGAACAACGCCUCGCUAAGCAAAGAAUCAAAAAUAAGUUUAAAACCACUUGUGUUAUGAGGACAAGGUCAUGUACAGAAAGAUCUAUGUUAAAGAUUGGUCUUCAACUAGCGCCGCGAAAAUUUUUACCUAGAAUCAAGACGAAAAGACAUGGCCUGAGAAGCGGUGUACUGCCAGAUAAAACUAACAAACCUUUAUCUAAAACAAAAGUCAUGUUACCUAAACCAAAAAAGAAAGUUAGUCAAAAGCCGAAAAAUAGCGAUAUAUCGAAUACAGAUGCAUCAUUCGAAGAAGAUAAUGAUAUCGAAGAUGAUGAAGAGUCACAUGUGGAGAAAUCAACAUCACAGAUAAAGCGCAACAUACAAAGAGGCAUUCAAAAAAAGAUUUGUACCAGAAGUAAGUCAGAAAUGAGGAGAGUUACAAGAUCAUCUAGCAGCACAGUCUCCUCACAAAAUCUUUCUAGAAGGCCAACCAGAAAAACAAAAGAAGCAGCUGCUGUAUAUAUGGAAAUUCUUGGAAGAAAAUUAGUGAGCCCGGAUUUAGAAAAUGACGAUAACGUUUCGGUUGAAAGCUUUCCUGAACUACCAAACGCUCGCAGAAUAGCGCAAACGGAGAACGAGCUGAAAGCUAAAGUGAAACAGAAUACUAGUAAAACUGUCCCGAAAAUUAAGGAUUGUAAAGUUAGCUCUUUCAAUAAUAAUAAUAAUAAGCGAUUAGAUAAAAGCAAAAACAAUAAGCUAAUUUUGAAGAGUAAACGUUUGAUGAGGUUGCAGAAAUAUUGUGAAGAAGAGAGCAAUGAAGAAUCCGAGAAUUCAGAAGAAACGAACAAUACAAGACCCAUUACUAGACAGAGUCGUGGAAAGAUUGAUAAACCAAUUAGUAGGAGCCUUAGAUCAUCCUCUAAAAAUACAACUAUACAAGCAGAAGUACAAACUAAUGUAAAUAGCAAACCGAAGGGUCAAAUUCAAACUUAUGUGAAAUCAGCUAGGGAAAAAUUCGUAAUAAAACGUAAACGUCAGCAAAAUAUAUCUAAAACUUUGUCAGAUAAAACUAAGCAAAAGAGUCUUCGAAGUAAUCAAAAUGAGAAAACAGAAUCCGAAGAGGAAACAUUGGGAAUGUUACUUAGUAAAAUAAAGAGAAAAAAAGAAAAUGUUGAGAAAGAAGAGCAUGUUCCUGACAAUACGAAAAACGUAAAAAUAGCUCGCGGGAACUCGCAAAAUGUAAAAACAGAUUUGUCGAAGGUAUCGGAUGACGAGGAAUCUUUUCGUGGAUUUACUAAAAAGGCGAUAUCAAAAGUUUUGAAUUCGUGUCAGACACACGCCAAUGUUAAUCUGCUAGUCACAGAGUCUAAUGAAAAGUUGAAUUUGCCUAAAGCAUUGGACGUAUCACAAACAAUAGAUCAAAACGUCACUUCACAGGAAUGUAAAAUAGAAACAUCACCGAUGAUAGCUGAUUCCUUUGCAAAUUCAUUAAAUAGUGAGCGCAGCGUAUCUAUGCAAGAUAAAAAAUCGAUAUUAGAUUUGUCUAUUAAGACACAAAGUUCGUUACCACCUGUGGAACAAACAAGCAAAAAAUGUAAUCAUGAAAAUGAGGUUUCUUCCAAUCUUAUGCCAUUAUCUACUUUGCAUACGAGAAAAGAACGAGUGAAUAUGUCGACUGAACAGAUAGAAAAGUGGUUGAACGAAAGCUCACUUGCUAAGGAAGAGAGCAAGCUAGAAAUGGAAAACGUUUCUAGCUUUAGGUAUGAUUCGGCAGAAAAGUUGAAGACAGACAUCUCGCAUCUUUCUAUUUCGACAAAAAUUCAGCAUUUAGUACGUCCAGUCAACGUCACACUUUCGAAAUUAUCGGAUAAGAUGAAUUUAAAAGAUCGUGUGGGGAUGCACAACAGAAAUGCGAUAUCAUCUGAUGUGCACAAUACCGCAGUGAAACAACAGAAUGCAAUUAUCGACAAAUAUAAAAGCACUGCCGAGGCAGAAAUUGUUAAAAAUAAAACUGAGAAGACGAACAAAGAUACUUGUUUAGCUGAAGAUACUAGCGAUACUGUAUCUAAAUCGGAUCAGAACUCUAUAGAUGGUUCUAUAGAGAAGAAAUCACCGACCGAGAAGAAAAUAUUUCAACCGCGGAAACCCUUUUUACCUAAAGUUAAAGAACGUAAAAUUGUAACACCAAAUGCGAACGCAUUUUCGCCGGAAAACGAAAGCAGCGUUUACGCAUUUGAAAGUGAUACCGAGGUUCCCGUUAGCACACCCUUCCGGAGAAAGAUUAGAGACAAUGCGAAUCGCUCGACCGCAAUAACGCCAACAGCGACUGUGGUAUCCGAGACCAAAGUUAAUAGCAAAGCGGCUGAAACUAACAAUUCAAGUUUGCAAGAUGAUUCUGAAUCAUUGAAUAGCAAGGAAAAACCGUUGCAUGAUCUUGCGACACCUGUAAAGAAGGAACAAGAGACGCAAGGACCAAUGAAUGUAGCAAAUACAGCAAGCGUGAAUAAGUUUGAGUUACCCAAAAAUUUUGCGAGUUUAACCAGUGUCCAGGUGUUACCACUCGACAAGCUCACGACAAGUUGGAGUAACGUAAAUUACAGCGCUUCUAUAGCGGUACAAGUGAAUCUUGACGAGACUACACAAGAACAAGAGAGCGAUGCGAGUCAACAGAAGAGCACCGAGAUAUCUACUCAGACCGAAACAAGUAAUGAUAACGACGAUGACAACGACGGACAGCUAUUUUACAUUCCAUUGCAGGCUGUUACGAGAAGCGGUCCGAAUCUGGUGCAAGGUCAACAGUUAAUACAAGGCGUGGCUGUAAAACUUGGCACAGAAGGGCCAACUGGUCCUAAUCAAAGGGUGCUUCUUCGAGCUAAGUUGGUGACUAAGCCACCGCUAUCUGUAGCACGUUGUCCACCGAUAGGAACGGUACAACCGACUACGCGUAUCCCGCCUUCCAAUCCUACAAUUACGGUGGAGCAACAAGUACCGUCGACGUCAACAACCGCAACUGUAUCGACAAGUAUAGCAAGUAUGCCGAGUGUGGAAAUGCAAUCGACAUCACUACGAACGACUACGAAAAAUGAAGUCUCGGUGUCAAGUCCGAAUCGUCAGAAUGUUAAUACAAGCGCGAAUAACAAUUUAGAGAAGCUCACAAAAUCACCCAAGUCAUCUAGAGAGAGAAAAACUUCUAUAGACUCGGCAAAAAGCGGAAAGAGGACACAAAUGAAAUACAAACAAAAAGGAUCAGAGCUAAGCUCUUUAAGCAAUAGUACAAUUCUUCUAAGCACAAAAACAAUGAAUAAUGAAACUCGCGUGGUCGAGGCGCCAACGUUUCAUCCGUCGGAGAAAGAUUUUCAAGAUCCAUUGGAGUAUAUAGAUAAGAUAAGACCGAUCGCUGAAAAAUUUGGAAUAUGUAGAGUAGUGCCCCCGCCAAAUUUUAAGCCAGAAUGCAAGGUGUCUGAUGAUAUGAGAUUUACCGCUUAUAAUCAAUAUGUACAUCGCAUGCUCCAUAGAUGGGGUCCUAACGUAAAAGAAAUGAUGGCUAUCAAGAAAUAUUUAGCUACUCAGAGUAUUACUUUGACUCAGCCUCCAUGGAUUGGUGGAAUGGAAGUAGAUUUACCUCACUUAUAUCAAACAGUUCAAAGCUUAGGUGGAUUGAAAGAAGUUAUAGAGAAGAAGAAAUGGCAGAAAGUCGCGGAUGGUAUGAAGAUACCAAAAUCGGCACAAGAUCGUGUUACUAAACUAGAUGAUAUUUAUUGUAAAUAUUUACUGCCAUAUGACACAUUAUCCCCAGAGGAACGUGGAAAAUUAUUUGAUCAGGUGGAAACUGAAUGGAUGAAAAAAGAAAGCAAAGCCUUACAAAGGCAAGAGGGGUUAUCUAAUGAUAACGAUGAAGAAGAGGAUGAGGACAGUUCUGAUGAAAUUGAAGAAUGCAUUGUAAAAGGAAGAAACAUGCCGUUGAACGCUUUUUACCGAAUUGCCCGCAAUACGCAACGUAUGUGGUUUGGCGAAAAUCAAGGAGGAAAUGAAGCAGAAGGUGCUUCCGCCGAUGAGGUGGAGAAUGCAUUUUGGAAACACGUAGCUGAGAGAAAACGUCACGUCUGCGUACAUGCAGCAAGUAUCGAUUCGAGUGGUCGUGGAUUUGGAUUUUCUGUAGCGAAGAAUAGCCCAUUUGCUAGACAUCCUUGGAAUCUUAAAGUUCUCACUAACAAUGCUGGAUCUGUAUUGAGAGCUUUAGGGCCACUAAUGGGAGUGACCGUGCCAACAUUACACGUGGGUAUGCUAUUCAGCGCUUGUUGCUGGUAUCGCGAUCCGCAUGGUCUACCCUGGAUAGAAUAUCUGCAUACAGGAGCCAAAAAGAUUUGGUAUGGGAUACCCGACGAGUAUAAUAACAAUUUCCGAGAAGCGCUUUUGAAAAUGGUACCACGAUAUUGCAAAAAUAAGAUUAUAUGGUUACCCUCUGAUACUGCUAUGAUCCCGCCGGAAUUAUUAGUAAGCAACGGCGUGCCAUUAUGUCAGAUCGUGCAAGAACCAGGACAAUUUAUAAUAGUAUUUCCAAAAGCGUUCACGUCAAGCAUAUGUACCGGCUACGUAGUAUCAGAAAGUGUUUAUUUCGCACAAUCAUCCUGGUUAGAAACUGCGGAACAAGUAUUUAAGGACAUACAAGACAGCUGUGAACCUUCCAUCUUUUCAUUCGAGAGAUUGUUGUUUAAUAUUAUUAAUGACACAAGAUCUCACGUAGAUAUAUUGAAACAGAUAUUGCCGAGCGUGAUAAAGAUUCGUGAAAAGGAAUUGGAUUAUCGUAAACAACUGAAAGAUGUCGGUCUUGCUAAUAGAGAAAGAUUGCCUUUGCCAGAUAAUGGAAAAGGGAAGAAAGGGAAAAAAGUAAAGGAAGAUGAUGGCGACUUUGAAUGUGAGACAUGUAGAGCCAAUUUGUUUGUCUCUUUGGUAAACAACUCACAAGAUGAUAGCGUUUAUUGCUUACCGCAUGCAUUACAUUUAAUCAGCUGUAAGAAGCAAGUUCUACGACAUUGUACUCUGAUGUACACGUACGACGAAGACGAACUGGAUGAAUUGAUUCACAAGCUGAAAAAUAGAAUUGAAGCCAAAUCUAAAAAAAUUAAUCAAAUAAAACAAAAUAAGCAAGAAAGAUAAGUCUGUUAUUUUAUUUAUAAAAGAUAAAAAUAAUCGCUAUUUAUUAAUCAAUAUUAGAAUAAACGUUACAAAACUAGCAAAUCUGAUCGUACUGUGUCUUGCUUAUUAUAAUAGAAACUGAUUUAAAAAGUUUUUCGGUUUAUUUUGUACGUAAUAGGAAAAUAAACAUAAAAAUAAAAGAACAUGUAAGAAGCAGGAAUUUCAUAUAACACAAUUUGAUCCAACUUUUUGGAGACGGUUGUGAUGUAUAAAAUAUGUGAAAUUGUGAUUUUGUGAUACUCGUCUUUAAAGAGUAAAACGAUAAUAUUCAUAUUGUUGGUGGAAAUAUAUAUCUAAUACAUUUGUUGUAACUUACCUUUAAGAAAUAUAUUGGCACAAGGAGGAUAUUAUGAAAUAUUUGAGCAAAUUUCCAAAGAAACAAGGAAUCAUUGUAUCUGUUAUAGCUUAAUUCUCCAAAUGUAUUAUGAUGUGAUCUUA
This is a messenger RNA of Solenopsis invicta (red fire ant), 6649 nucleotides long. RefSeq names its product protein Jumonji (gene Jarid2). Gene Ontology annotation, biological process: chromatin remodeling. NCBI's taxonomy places the organism in Eukaryota, Metazoa, Arthropoda, Insecta, Hymenoptera, Formicidae. The transcript is spliced from 12 exons. Gene Ontology annotation, molecular function: DNA binding; histone demethylase activity. Gene Ontology annotation, cellular component: nucleus. The record is from RefSeq and is a predicted model, not a curated record. Bases 503 to 6172 code for a protein of 1889 amino acids.